Molecule: messenger RNA, 2026 nt
Organism: Hydractinia symbiolongicarpus
Lineage: Eukaryota; Metazoa; Cnidaria; Hydrozoa; Anthoathecata; Hydractiniidae
Product: activating signal cointegrator 1 complex subunit 1-like
Exons: 8
Coding region: 214-1278 (354 amino acids)
Biological process (GO): regulation of DNA-templated transcription; DNA alkylation repair
Cellular component (GO): nucleus
Molecular function (GO): RNA binding
Source: RefSeq, a predicted model, not a curated record
UACAUCAUAAUAAUUCUGCAAGAUACUAGCGACAGUAGAGAAUCCUCCGCCAGAUUGAAUCGUAACAUUCUAAACAGUGAAGAUGGGAUUGCGAAAAUUGUUUUAAUGAAAAUUUCACUAAUUGGAUUUUUUUGAUCGCUAAUUUUACUUGGUGCUGGUUACGGUUACUCAUUUCUUUUACAUUUUCUGCAUGCAGAAAUUGAAUAAACAUUAAUGGAUGUAUUAAAGCCUGAUAUUAUAAGAAUUGAAUCUCGCAGAUACAGAGCAAUAUGUUGUGUUGAUAGACAACCUGUUGAAACUGGGAAGGAAACUUACGUAGAAGAUGACGCAUAUUAUUACGACGAAGCGGAGUCGUGUACACACGAAUACGAUACUAUCGAAGAAACAAAGCAAGGUUUCUGUGAUCGCGUCAAAAACAUACCUAGUUUUUAUUUCAAGUUCAUCAUUGGGAAAAACAGCGAAAAUAAAAAAUAUUUAGAACAUCAAACGAAUACUAAUAUCACGUUACCAAGUAGAGGUUGCGAAGGAGAUAUAGUUAUCCGUGGCAAAGAUCGUAAAGGAGUGAUUGCUGCGCGUGCCAAGAUACACACGAUUAUCGAAUUGAAUCGCAAGCAACAACCUGCCGGUCAUUUUCUCUCGUUACCAGUCUUCUCGGAAGAAAUACAACAUAACUUGGAGGAGUUCCAAAAAAAUGUGUUAAAAAUAAAGGCCAGAGGAGUGGACCCUAGUAUAUUUCAAAAUCCUGAAAGACUUCAUCUGACUUUAUGUCUGUUAACAUUUUUAAAUGACAAAGAACUGGAAGAAGCUCUUCCGUUGAUUACUGAGCAAACGAAACUGAUAAAAAGCAAAUACUUUAAUGAUGCGCCUCUACGUGUUUGUGUAAGAGGUGUUGAAUAUAUGAAUGAUGACCCAAGUGAAGUGGACGUUUUAUACGCAAGGGUAUCACUACCUGACGCAUCACACAGGCUACAAUCAUUUUUAGAUGAACUGGUUGCCACAUUAGCCUCAUCUGAUUUCCUGAAAGCUCAAUAUGAUAAUGUGAAGAUACAUAUCACGAUAAUGAAUACGCUGUUUCGUGAACGUAGAAGAGAAGCUACGGCGAGUAAAAACGAUUCGAGAAAAAUGCAGCGAGUAACUUUUGACGCUAGAAAAAUUCUUCAGGAAUUUUCUGAUUUUAAUUUCGGCGAGGUUAAAAUCGAGUCACUGGAUAUAUCAGUAAAAGGAUCGUUUACCAGCGACGGAGAGUAUAAACGUGCAGGUCUUGUGUUGUUAGCAUGAACUGAUCGUCGUGUGUUGUUAGCAUAAACUCAUCGUUGUGUGUUGUUAGCAUGAACGCAUCGUAUUCAUGCUGGUAAAAAAAUUCAAGCGUUUGACUGGAUAACUUUUUGGAAGUAACUCUCAGUCACACGCGCAGAGGUUUUAGCACCAGAUAUUCAUGGUUAAAGAAGUAAAUAUCGCUGAUAAAAGAUCGUGUCAAACAUUCUGCGUUCUUCUGUUAUAUACUGAUAUAUGUUCCUAUAUGAUGUUAUACACUGAUAUAUACUGAUAUAUGUUGUUAUAUACUAUUAUAUAUUGUUAUAUACUGUUAUACACUGAUAUAUACUGAUAUAUACUGUUAUACACUGAUAUAUACUGAUAUAUACUGUUAUACACUGAUAUAUACUGAUAUAUGUUGUUAUAUACUAUUAUAUAUUGUUAUAUACUGAUUUAUACUGUUAUAUACUGAUAUAUGCUGAUAUAUGUUGUUAUAUACUGAUAUAUACUGUUAUAUACUGUUAUACACUGAUAUAUACUGAUAUAUGUUGUUAUAUACUAUUAUUUAUUGUUAUAUACUGAUUUAUACUGUUAUAUACUGAUAUAUGCUGAUAUAUGUUGUUAUAUACUGAUAUAUACUGUUAUAUACUGAUAUAUACUGAUAUAUGUUGUUAUAUACUAUUAUAUAUUGUUAUAUACUGAUUUAUACUGUUAUAUACUGAUAUAUACUGAUAUAUGUUGUUAUAUACUGAUAUAUACUGUUAUAUACUGA